This is a messenger RNA of Opisthocomus hoazin, 4332 nucleotides long. Lineage: Eukaryota; Metazoa; Chordata; Aves; Opisthocomiformes; Opisthocomidae. The record is from RefSeq and is a predicted model, not a curated record.
AUGCCUUGCAUGGGGGUGAGCGGCACGGCCAGGCGCGGUGCGGGGCUGGGCGUUCAGGGCAGCACCAGGACAGGUAACCCAGGGGACACCGUGCGCAGCGUCACUGCUGAGCCCUGGACCCUGCAAGAUGCCAUCACCACCCAGCAGAAUGGCAUCGGGCACUGGAGCCGGAGGGUGGAGGAGCUGGCGGGGGACAGGGACACCGGGAUGUGGGAGGUGCGCUUCCCCUUCUUCGGUGCGGGACACACCGGCCUCUACGUGAACAACAACGGGAUCAUCUCGUUCCUGAAGGAGGUCUCCCAGUUCACGCCGGUGGCCUUUCCCAUCUCCAAGGACCGGCGUGUAGUGGCCGCAUUUUGGGCGGACGUGGAUAACCGGCGGGCGGGCGAUGUGUAUUACCGGGAGAGCACUGAGCAGCCCAUCUUGGAGAGAGCGAGCAGGGACAUCGCGCAAUAUUUCCCUGAGUUCCCGGGGUUUGCCGCACAGUGGGUCUUCAUCGCCACCUGGUACCGAGUGACCUUCUUCGGGGGGAAUUCAUUUUCGCCCGUAAACACUUUCCAGAUCGUCCUCAUCACGGACGGCAAGCUCUCCUUCACCAUCUUCAACUAUGAGUCCAUCACGUGGACCACGGGUAUGCACGCCAGCAGUGGGGGGGACUUUGCUGGGCUUGGCGGCAUCGCAGCGCAGGCAGGUUUUAACGCCGGUGAUGGAAAGCGCUACUUCAACAUCCCCGGAUCCCGCACCGAUGACAUCGCUGACGUGGAGAUGACGACAAAUGUGGGUAUCCCCGGGCGCUGGGUGUUCAGAAUCGAUGAUGCCCAGGUGCAAGUGGGGGGCUGCAGCAAUACAACCUCGGUCUGCCUGACGCUGCGGCCCUGCCUGAACGGGGGGAAGUGUAUCGAGGACUGCAUCACGGGGAACCCCUCCUACACCUGCUCCUGCCUGGCUGGCUUUACUGGGAAGAGGUGCCAUGUCGAUGUGGAUGAGUGUCUCUCCCACCCGUGUCAAAACGGAGCCACCUGCCUCAACGGUGCCGGCAGCUUCAGCUGUGAUGCUCUGGUCGUGAGCCCUUCGAAGCCAUCGGGGACUCUCCCUGUCCCUGGCAGGGGCCAUGGUGGCCGGUUUCCCCCACCGCUGGCCUCCACCCGCGGGUGGAAGUGCCGCCAAAGCAUUUGGCUGCCAGGGAGCCGCUGUGCUGGUGGAGAAGAAGAGUCGCCGUGUGAGAGCAGAGUGUGCCAGAACGGUGGGAGGUGCCAGGCGGUGAACGGGAUGGCGGCAUGCUUGUGCCAGCCAGGGUACAUGGGCACGGACUGCCAGACAGAGGUGAACGAGUGCGAGUCCAGCCCGUGCCUGAAUGGUGGGCACUGCAUCGACCUGGUCGAUAACUACACCUGCGUGUGCCUGGAGCCCUUCGUGGGACAGCGCUGCGAGACAGACUCAUCUUCCUGCGAGGACCGGAGCUGCCAGAACCGGCAGACAUGCAACUACAUCCGCCCCGGCCGCUACAUCUGCACCUGCUCCCCAGGUUAUUACGGCAACAACUGCCAGUACGCUGGGCUAGACCGGCUCUGCCCCGGCCAGAAUGCGGGCAGCUGCCUGGAGACAGAGCAGGGCUAUGUCUGCGAGUGCCAGGAGGGCUACACUGGGCAGGACUGUCGAGACAAGCUCUCAGAGGGCUGCGAGUGUCGCAACGGGGGCAAUUGUCUGGAGGGGAACGUCACCGUCUGCCAGUGCCCACCUGGGUUUUUUGGUCUCCUCUGUGAAUUUGAAGUCACCACCACACCGUGCAACGUGAACACGCAGUGCCCGGAUGGCGGGUACUGCAUGGAGUAUGGCGGGAGCUACCUCUGCGUCUGCCACACUGACUACGGCACCAACCACACGAUGCCAUCCCCCUGUGACUCGGAGCCCUGCCUGAAUGGGGGGUCCUGCGAGGUUCACGAUGACUCGUACACCUGCGAGUGUCCUCGAGGCUUCCUUGGCAAGCACUGUGAGAAAGCCAAGCCGCGGCUGUGCAGAACGGGACCCCGGCUGCCCUCCCCGUGCUUCCUUGGCCCCUGUGAGAACGGUGCUACCUGUGAGGACCUCGGUGGGGGCUACGCUUGCACGUGCCCCGUGGGCUAUGUAGGGAAGCAUUGCCAGUCUGAGGUCGACUGUGGUAUCCCCAGUGAGGUGAAGCACGCCCAGGCCUCUUUCAACUCCACCAAGUUGGGAUCGCUGGCUGAGUACCAGUGCGAGCUGGGCUACACCCUCAGUCAGCGCAACCACCCCCGCGUGUGCCGCUUGCCAGGUGUCUGGAGCGAUCCCCCCGAAUGCAAUGAGAUCGAUGAGUGCUGGUCCCAGCCCUGCCUCAAUGGCGGCCACGGCAAGGACCGCGUUGCUGAGUUCCUGUGCCUGGGCGAGCCGGGUUACACGGGCCACCGCUGUGAGUCAGAUGUAGACGAGUGCCAGUUGGAGCCCUGCAAGAACGGUGGGACCUGCCAGGACCUCCCUGGGUCCUUUGCUUGCUACUGUCCAGAGGGCUUCCUGGGGAGCCAGUGCGAGACAGGUAGGACUCGCCCUUCCCGGGGCGGCGGGAGGCUUGGCCCAGCCGCCGGUGCUGCCGGGUCGCUGUGGCCGGAGCGCUCCUGGCGCCCAGGCUCUCCCGUGCCUUCCGGGCCGGUGGCAGACGGUGCCCACGGGGCCCCUGCCAGGCGCACCAAGGGAGAGGGCAAGGGCCCUGUCCUCCACUGCUGCUGCUCUGCCUCUUGCUGCGGGGUCUGUUCUCUAAAGAUUCAUGGCAUUACCUCUCCCCUUUGCUUUUGCCCACACCCUGAAGAAUUGCUGCCACCAACCUCAUUAAAGGUGGAAAGGGUGGAGGACACUGGUGUGUUGAUUUCUUGGCACCCACCUGAGGACGCAGCCGCCAGGCAACUCAUUGACGGCUACGCCGUGACGUACGUAUCCCUCGACGGCUCUUACCGCAGGACAGAUUUUGUGGACCGAAGUCGUUCUGCCCACCAGUUACGGGCACUAGCCUCCGGCAGAGCCUACAAUAUUUCUGUCUUUUCAGUCAAACGCAACGUGAACAACAAGAAUGAUAUCAGCAGGCCCGUCAUGCUCACCACGCGCACUAGACCGCGUCCGGUGGAAGGCUUUGAGAUCACGAACGUGACGGCCAGCGCCAUCACGGUGCAGUGGGCUCUCCACCGGCUCAAGCACUCCACUGUCAGUAGGGUGCGUGUCUCCAUCCGCCAGCCGGCGGACCUGGCAGACCGCACCGUGGAGCUGAACAGCAGCGUGGCCAAGUACACCUUCCUGGACCUGCAGCCAGGAGAGAGGUACAUUGUCCAUGUUGUAACGCUGAGCGGCCUGGGGACAGAAGACCACCCUUCGGAGAGUCUGGCCGUGGACCCCUUCCAUGUGUGGACGAGGCCCCUCCCCCCCAAAAACCUCACCGCCUCCCGUGUCACUGCCACCUCUGUGUCCAUGGCGUGGGAGCAGCCGCCCGCUGGCGCCGUGGAGGGGUACAUCAUCAAUGUCACCACCGCUCAGAGCGUGAAGAGCCGCUACGUGCCCAACGGGAAGCUCAUGUCCUACACAGUGCGGGACCUGCUCCCUGGGCAGCGGUACCGCCUGUCCGUGACGGCCGUGCAGAACACGGAGCAGGGUCAAGUGCACAGCGAACCCAUCCACCUCUAUGUCACAACCUUGCAGAGGGAUGGGGCUCUGGAGAGACGCUGGAACCAAGCUGGGCACUCCCGGGUCCUGCGCAACAGGCUGCCCCCAGCUCUGCUGCCCGACCUCCGCUUGCUAGCGGAUCACGACACAGCUGAGGAGCCCUCACCAGCCCCCAGGUUCACCGAGCUGGUGGACGGCAGAGGGAGGAUCAGCGCCAGGUUUGGCACUGCGCUGGGCAAAUCCAUCACUGUGAAGACGCAGCCGGAGGCUCCAGUGAAGCUGGAGAACAUGGACGUGUCCAGCCAGGGCAAUCUGGCACUGCAGCUGCGCAAGGCAAAGAGCAAGAGUGAGGGGCAGAACUGUUCCACGAACCCUUGCAGGAACGGAGGCACCUGUGCCAGGGAUGCCGACUCCUACCACUGUGACUGCCGCCCAGGAUUCAAGGGCUGGCUCUGUGAGCUGGCCUGCAAGAAGGUGCCACACUCGUGCACGCGGCUGUACUCGGAAACCAAGUCAUUCCCCGUGUGGGAAGGAGGCACCUGCCACUACCUGUACAGGAGAGUCUACAAGGUACACCAGGAAGUCUGCUACAAGGAGAGCUGCGAGAGCACCGGUUCCAAGAAGACAACCAACAGAAAACCAAGCAACAGUCGCACACUGAAGAAGCCAUAG